UAAAGGUUAUCAAAAGUGCAAGCAUCAACGGAUUUAAUCACAUCUUGGAAGCGCAACGGCAAACUGACACUUUCCUUUUCAUCAUUACAAAAUAAGGGGCAUUUAGUUGAUUUUUAGUUCUGUAACGAAUCGGAAUAAAAUAUUAAAAUGAAUAUUUCUACUUAUACGCGUAUAUUGGCAAUAUUGUUAAUUGUAUUACAAGUGAAUAGCAAGUGCAUCAAUAAUUCAAAAGAGUUGGAUCAUCAAUGCAGUACUUAUUGCUAUCAAGUUGUCAAGCCCCUUCUACAAUACGUAAAUACGGUCAAAGAAUAUAAUGAGCUGCAGCAUACAAUCAAGUUACAAGCAGAAACAAUAAACAAGCUAAAUGAAUUGAUAAAGUCUAAGGAUAUACAACUAGCACAGCAAACCAAAUUGAGUGAAUCGUAUGAAAGUCAAAAUCAAUAUCAAAAGAAACUUCUUGAUCAAUAUGAAAUUCAAUUAACCACCUUAAAAUCAGAAAUCUCUUUGAAAGAUAAAGAGAUUAAAGAUUUGCAAUCUCAAAAUCUAAAAACAAAAGAGCUUCAAACUCAAAUCACAGCAAUUAAACAAGCAUCCAGCUGCCUAGGCAAAUUGACGUAUCUUCAUGCCUUAAGAGUCCCCAUAUUUCAUAGAAUGACAGUUCCAUGUGAAUCGAAUUUACCUGAGGCUGGAGCUGGUUGGACUGUAAUCCAGCGGCGUAAAGAUGGUAGUGUGAAUUUUAAUAGAACGUGGUCAGAGUAUAGAGAAGGCUUUGGAAAUCUUCAUGGCGAAUUCUUUCUUGGACUGGAGAAGAUUCAUUUGCUGACACAAUCCCAGCCACAUGAAUUGUUUGUCUUCCUUGGGGAUUUUUUUAAUGAAACCCGCUAUGCCCGAUAUAACAACUUUGUCAUUGGUAACGAAAAAGAAUUCUACGAGUUAAAAGAACUCGGAACAUUCUCAGGCACUGCUUCCGAAUCAAUGCAACCUCACAUAAAUCAAAAGUUUUCAACACCAGAUAGGGAUUCUUCUAACAAUUGCGCUAAAUAUUAUAGUUCUGGAUGGUGGUUUUCCAAUUGCUAUCGUUGCAAUCUUAACGGAAAAUAUAUAUAUUUCGAUAAUGGUACGGAUGUCAAUGGCAUUGAAUGGAGAUGGUGGAAGGCUCGACCGAUGAAAUUUGCACAAAUGAUGAUUAGGCCACUUGAGUAAAAUUUUAUAAAUAAUAUAAACACAACAGUCGUUCAGCAUUUCAAAAAAAUUAAAAAAUGUUGUAUGUCCUUAAAUGAAAACUUUAUAUAUUUUAUAUCUGUUAAAUUGUAAUCAGGUUCUGUCUGUCAUCGAUGAGCAUGUUUAAAUGUAAACUUUGAGAUACCCACUAACAAGUUUCAAUAAAAGGCAAACAAUACCAAAUGGAUAUUUUCUAUUAAUAUACCAACUAAAUAUACCAAGAUAUACUUAUAUGUACAUAUAUUUGAUAUUAUAUUUUAUGACCACAUGCAAAUAUACCAAUAGCGACAAAAUAGUU
Drosophila nasuta is the source of this 1519-nucleotide messenger RNA. RefSeq names its product fibrinogen-like protein 1. The coding region runs from base 148 to 1203 and encodes 351 amino acids. Lineage: Eukaryota; Metazoa; Arthropoda; Insecta; Diptera; Drosophilidae. The record is from RefSeq and is a predicted model, not a curated record. The transcript has 3 exons.